Prorocentrum cordatum is the source of this 1080-nucleotide messenger RNA. The record is from the annotation of a GenBank genome assembly. NCBI's taxonomy places the organism in Eukaryota, Dinophyceae, Prorocentrales, Prorocentraceae.
AUGUGGUCUGCAGCGUGCGGUCAGAUUCUCUUCUCCCUGAGCCCUGGCUUCGGGACCGCCAUCACGAUGUCUAGCUAUACGCACCCCAAAGAGAAUGUGUUCAGGACUUGCAUGGUAGUGGCGCUCUCAAACUCGGCAUUCAGCUUAGUCGGUGGUUUCGCGAUUUUCUCGAUCGUUGGUAACAUCACGUACCGCAUCAACGCGGCUGGAGGAGUCCUUGACGAGGCUACCGGCCAGUUUGUUAGCACGACCGUGGCGGAGCAGGCGAAAGCGGGCCCUGGCCUUGCUUUCAUUGCGCUGGCUGAUGGUAUGAGGUCGUUCGGUUCUGGCACGAAUGUCAUGUCUGUCCUCUUCUUCAUGGUGUUGUUUACGCUGGGGCUCGAUUCAACGUUCGCUUGGGCUGAAACGUUCGUUUCAUACGUGGAGGACCGCAUUGCAUCCUCUAAGGUGUCUUCCAAGCCAAAGCGCUGCACGGUAGUCGGGUGCGUUUGCGCAGUGUUUUAUUUGGUCGGCUUGUUAUAUUGCACCCGCAUGGGGAACGAGCUUCUCGACACUGUGGAUCACUAUGCCGCCUCAUAUUUUCUCUUGUUUGGCGUGGCUGCAGAGGCAGUCAUGUUCACGUUUGAUUUCAGGUGGGAGCGCCUGGUCGCGCACGUGAAGGUGUCCACCAUGGGGAACCCCCGCACCCCAAACGGCCAGGACGUGGUCGGCUCCUUGUUCUGGAGGACAGUAAUCCCCACGACAUUGCCAGCAUUGAGCAUUCUUUUGUUCGCGUACACAUUGCGUGACGAUUUAUCAGCCGCAUACGGCGGCUACCCCAAUUGGAUGCUUGGCAUCGGCUGGUUCAUAUUGGCUUCCCUCAUCCUCGUGACGAUCCUGGUAGGCCUGUGGCACCUGAGGACCCAGGGCGCCGGCGGCCUGCCGCCGCUGCUGCACGCCGAGCUGGCACACCGCGGCGACGGCGCCGCCGGAGCGGACGCCUCGGGCGCUGGCGCAGCCACGGAGCUCGCGUGGCCCGCCUUGGACGCGGACGACGAGUCCGAGUCCGACUCCUCGACGGCGUCAUCGUCAUCCUCGUAG